Molecule: messenger RNA, 1746 nt
Organism: Ahaetulla prasina
Lineage: Eukaryota; Metazoa; Chordata; Lepidosauria; Squamata; Colubridae
Gene: PROZ
Product: protein Z, vitamin K dependent plasma glycoprotein
Exons: 6
Coding region: 151-1176 (341 amino acids)
Biological process (GO): proteolysis
Molecular function (GO): serine-type endopeptidase activity; calcium ion binding
Source: RefSeq, a predicted model, not a curated record
AAAAAAGAGGAAUGGCAUAAUCACAUCUAUAUCUAUUUGGGAAUAGGACUCAGAGAGUUGAAAGAUGUUGACCAAAUGCUAAAAACUGGUAAACUUUACACUGCAUUAUAGAGCAGCUGUCUUAUAUCCCUUACAAUCAGUCAUUUUUAUAUGUCUGCAGUUGCACAAGAAAACAGUUACAUUUCUUUUUUCCAGGAUGAAUUUUGGAGUGUCUACUUUGGUGGUAUCCGGUGCUCUUCCAGCCCCUGCCUUCAUAAUGGUGCAUGCAGGGACACUAUUCGCAGCUACACGUGUGACUGUAGAGAUGACUUUGAAGGAAUAAACUGUGCUUUUGCUAAAAAUGAGUGCCGCCAUGAAAUCCACACAGGGUGUCAGCACUUCUGCUAUCCGGAAUUCAACUUUUACCGUUGUUCAUGUGCCCAAGGCUAUAAAUUGGGGGAAGAUGAUAAAUCAUGCAUUGCAGAAGAUGAAUGUGCCUGUGGAAGAUUUCAGGAACCUCUUUCAUGUCCACUCAUUCCAGCUGACAAAGAAUUCCCCUGGCAGGUCUUGCUGUUAAAUUCAGAAGGAAAAUGGAUCUGUGGAGGUGUUCUCCUGAAAACUAAUUUUGUAUUGACUACAGCUGAAUGUGCACUGCUGUCUCCCGUUAGUGUUGUGAUUGGAAUCACCAAGCUGCAAGGACUGAAUCAAGUAAUACCAGUGAAAGAGUCAAAUAUACACCUCCGCUAUGACAACACCACUGGCGAGAACAACCUGGCUUUGCUUGAGCUUAGCAGCCAAAUUGACUGCGACAGGAACCAUCUACCCAUAUGCAUUCCAGAAAGGGAUUUUGCAGAGCACGUGUUGAUUUCACAAAUGGAAGGUAGCCUUAGUGGCUGGAAUGCAAACAGAAGUCACCUGACACCCUCCUUGAUACAGUGGCCUAUUUCCUACCUCAGUGAGAACGAUUGCAAGCAAAUUCUCAACAGAAAUCUGAUAACAAGGGAAUUCUGUGGCCGCAGUCAAGCGCAAGCCAAGGAGAUGCCUGUGGGAGGAAGUUUUAUUGCCGUUCCCUAUAAAGGAACAUGGUUUCUCACCGGAGUUUUAGAACCAUGGGCAACUGAAACAGUUAACUGGAAAACAUUUAUAUUUACCAAGACCUCAAGAUAUGUGAUGUGGUUUAAACGAAUAAUGGGGUAAUGAAAUAUAAAAACAAAAAAUAUAUAGAAAAUGAGUAUCCAGCAUAUAACAUAUUCAAGUUUGAACCACUACUGUAAAUAUGAUGUAUGCCUAUCUAUGAAAAUAAAACUUUUUUGCCUUCCAUGAACAAAGCAAUAUUCAUUACAUUUGCCUCUGUGGAAAGAUUUCAUAGAACAUCCAGAGAUAGAAUCAGUAUUUGUUUCCAAUAUAAAUCAAUUAUCAAAGUACUAAUUUCACUGAUUGUGAGAUUUGGUAUUAAAUUAUCUUUCCCCAGUAAUAUGUAUCUAAUUUUGUAUUCUCUUCAGGAGAAUAAUUUCUGAGAUCACUGUUUCCAAUAUAUAAACAUGAAGAAAUGCAAAGGAGAAAAUCUAGCACAAUGACAUCAUCAAGAAUUUUAUCAUUCAUAUCACCAUAAACUAGAUUCAUUGUAUGUGUCCUGCAGAUAAUGAGACGCUUAAUAGAAGCUCUAAGUUGCCUUAUAGGUGCUGAAGUUAUAUUAACAACACAACAGCCAGUCUCACUGAAAGUACCCUAAAUUUACAAUUUAAAAAAUGUAAAACAUCCAACUAU